GAUCUUCUUGAAUUACGAUUCAACCUAAUUUCCCUCUCUUUCGAUUUCGUCGACCUUCGAUUUGGAAGAAUGUCUUCUGAUCAUAUAUCAGAAGGUGGAGCUUCGAAGACGAAGCAUAAGUGGAGCGCAAGCGGAAACCAGAGCCAGAACCGAUCCAGGCCAAUGGUGGUUGAUAGACAAGAACGUUCGGCUCCUCUCGUGUCUCCGUCGAACUCGUUUGCGUCGGAGGACGGCCAUCAAAUGUUGAGGAUAAGCCUGAGCUCGAUUUCGAAGCUUGAGGUAAGGAGCUUGAAGCGGAAACUAAUGUCUGAGUUAGAUGAGGUUAGGAGCUUGAUCAAGCGGUUCGACCCCGAAGGUAACAUCGGUGGAAACUUCGGGUACAUGGCUAAAACCGGUGCCGUAGGGAGAAACAAGAAGCUGAAAACAGGUGGUAAUGGAGUGAAGAAGGGUGGGCUUGGAGCUGAUAAAGGUACGGUUCAGAUUUUCAAGAACUGCAACAAUUUGCUUACUAAAUUGAUGAAGCACAAGGAUGGAUGGGUAUUCAAUGUGCCAGUUGAUGCUAAGGGACUUGGCUUGCAUGAUUAUCACACUAUUGUUAAAGAACCUAUGGAUUUGGGCACAGUGAAGGCUAAGUUGAGUAAAAGUAUGUAUACUUCACCAUUGGAUUUCGCUGAAGAUGUGAGACUUACUUUUAACAAUGCCAUCUUGUAUAAUCCAAUUGGGCAUGAUGUGCAUCGUAUGGCCAAGCUUCUGUUGAGCAUGUUUGAAGAGAAGUGGGUUUCCAUUGAAGUGCAGUAUGAUAAUCUUCAUAGGAAGUUCAAACCAACUCGUGAUAUCGAGUUUUCUGUUCCUGCUUCAACAAUUGCGCCUAUUGUAGAGCCAUUACCAGCUCCUACACCUUCCCCAUCUCCUCCUCCUGCUCCUCCUCGGCCUCCAGUACUUGAAAAUAGGACUACUUUGGAGAGAGCAGAAUCCAUGAUAACACCAGUGGAACCUGAAACUGUCACUACUGCCCCCGAUAAGCCCGAAGAAGAAGAGGAAGCGCCUGAUAACAAUAGGGACCUGACGUUGGAUGAGAAACGGAGACUCAGUGAAGAGCUUCAGGACUUGCCUUAUGACAAACUAGAGACAGUUGUUCAGAUUAUCAAGAAGAGGAAUCCAGAGCUCUCUCAGCAAGAUGAUGAGAUCGAGCUGGAUAUUGACAGUGUCGACAUCGAAACGCUUUGGGAGCUUUAUAGAUUCGUGACUGGGUACAAAGAGAGCUUGGGCAAGAAAAAGGAGGAUCAGGGAUUUGGCUCAGAAAGAGAUGCUGAAUCUGCUCACAAUAUUAUCCAAGAACCAACCACUCUAGCAACUGGCACCGAAACAUCGAGAGUUACUGAAUCAGGAAAAGCAAUUCGCACGUCAUCUCCUGUUCGGCAAGAAAACAACGCAAGUGGAUCAAGUAGUUCUAACAGUUCUAGUAGUGACUCAGGAUCUUGCUCUACUGAUUCUAACAGUGACAGCUCCUCAGGACGUGGAUCAGAUACUGGUAAUUAGACCAACAAGUCAAAGAAGUUUUUAGCUGUAGUAAAGUCAGGGCCGUCAUGUUGUUAUCCACCUCUUUUAGUAGCGGAGUUACAAUUUUUCCCAAUCAGAUUGUUUUCUGUAGUAGAAUUCUUUUACUGUACAGGAAAUAUGGAACAACUAUCCAGAUGCUUUGAUAUAAUCAACACGCUUUUCU
Messenger RNA from Eutrema salsugineum, 1723 nucleotides. Its product is annotated as transcription factor GTE5, chloroplastic. The transcript is spliced from 5 exons. Gene Ontology annotation, molecular function: protein binding. The coding region runs from base 70 to 1539 and encodes 489 amino acids. The record is from RefSeq and is a predicted model, not a curated record. Lineage: Eukaryota; Viridiplantae; Streptophyta; Magnoliopsida; Brassicales; Brassicaceae.